GUAAGAUAGUCAUAAAUAACGGGGCCUUUCACUUUCAGUGUUCCCAACACGGUGCCGUAUGUGUACCGUGACGAUCCCUGGCGACUUUUUUGGGGGAGGAGCUGCAUACAGCGUCGAAGUCAUCAAUACAAUAAAGAUUUCAAAUAAAAAAUUAUGAUCAGAGUGACCCCACAGGAAAAAGACUUCCAUCUCCAGCAGGGACUGGGAGGAUUUCAGAUCAUCCCAUGAGACUAGGCGCAUGUGCUGUACGCGGUGGGAACGAGCGCCAUCUCACGCUUGGUUGACGCCCCCAAGUUGGCAUGUCAAUGGAGGGCGUUUUCACAUGCGCUUAUUUUUUUUUUUUUUGAGAGAGCGCUAGAUCAAGAUGGCAGCGCGCAGUGGUAGUGUGUCGGAAAGUGAUCGAUGGCUCUCCGAAAUUGUUCAAUUUCGGAAAAAUUCAGUGACGUUUUUGAACACACGACAAAUUGAGGCUGGUGAAUUUGUGCUGGAUAUUUUACAAGCGCUGUACUCUGACAAGCUUGGUAACACCAUCCGGGUUGUUCUGCUUACCAUUUUACAAGAAAAAGCAUCAUGUUUAAUGUCUACACCAGAUAGUAUUGAACAGACAGUUGGUUCCCUGACAAGCAUGUACAAUCAGACAACCCUUGAAACGGGAGCUUUCUACAAGAGCCAGUUGCUCGUCACUGUGACAACAAUAUUGCUGGAAACCGGGCAGCUGGAAGCACAGCCGCAGCUGUUCACAGAUCUUGUGGAACUUCUUCUGGACACGGUGUCAAAGGUCAACCGUACCGCAGAUCAGACCGUUCGAGGGACAGCCUGCCAGUGCCUCAGUGAAAUAGAGACAAUGCACCCGGGUAUUUUGAUGAGGAAAUUGGAGCACAUUUAUGCCAUGAGUCAGCUAGAGUGUACGCACAUCUGUCAGAAUUACAUGGCCUUGUUUGUGCAGGUUCUGAAGAAUUCCAUUGACAUUCUGCUGAAGAGUGGAAACAGAUUUCAUGGCAGUGAAGUGACCGAUCUUCUCAGUAGCAGGACAGAACCACUCAAGCCCCUUGCGCUUCCAGAAGAUUUCAGCAAGAAAAUGUUUCAGCUAGGUUCACCACCGGACUCCUCGUUAAGAUGCUUCCCUGAGGACGUAGAUUGUAAGGAGCUGCUGAGGUGUUUGUCAUUUCUGUUGGACAACCUUUAUCUCAUGACCACGGCCUGUGCCGUGACGACGCUCCUUAAACUCGUCGACUGCAUGGCGACGUCCCCUCAAAUUGCACCGCACAUUCUGAGGCCCUUUGUGACGCGGGUUGAAGCUUCACUGGAUGUAGCAUUAUUCCAUGUAGUGCUGAUGCUCAAGCUGAGGUUCGGCAGAGAACUCAUGACCGAUGCUGAAGAGGAAUUGCUCCUGGACAGGCUAGUCUCCUGCUCCAGUCACCCUUGCCUGAUGCCAGGGCACAGACUGCUCUGCUAUCAGUGGCUCCUCAACUUCCCUGAAAACAAGGUUUCUGUUUCCGAUUCGGAGAGUCAUUUACCUGCUGCCCUGGACUACAGCAAGACUGCAUCCUUGUACCCAGGGGUAUUUGAUGGUUUGGAUACCACUCUCAUUAAACUCAACCUGCUGAGUCUCUGCUUCACUCCAAGCCAUGUUCAAGAUUCGGCUUCAACCACGUUAAUGGGUUGCUUAGUACCGCUACAGAAGUCCAUUCAUUAUGGAAUCACUGGCCGCCCCGCUGUCACGCUCUACCGAGCGCUUUAUUUGUACUACCGGCGACACUGCGACACUGUCCUGAGAGAGGAGAUCUACAAGCUGAUUGUAACCAUAGUGACGGAGCAACCAAAGUUUGUGCCCCACACCAUCAAUUUCAUUGAGUGCAUCAACAGAAUCGACACCAACGACUCUUUCCCUACGGAGUUGCUUCAGUCUUCCAUGGAGAAUAUUGUGUCCACUCCUCCCUCAGACGUCAUAGAGGAUUUGGAGUAUCAUCUUCUCCUACUUGAGAAAGUCUGUGAGGAGAAGAGCAUUCCACCAAAGCCUGUGGUGGUGUUCCUCCAUCAACUUCUCAAUUCCACAUCCAUCGCAGCCAGUGGCAGCUGGUUGCUAGGCAACUGCAUCCUAUCCGUUUGCCACAGCAUUAUGCAGCAUCAUGAUACGACAGACAUCUUCAAAGAGUCUGGCCAGUUGCUGUUUGAGUUGCUGACAAGCUACGGUGACCUGGACAUCAGAGACAGAGCGCGGUUCUACUAUGCAAUGCUCACCAACAUUUCGAGCCAAAAGAUUUCAAGUAUCCUGUCAUCUGCUGGCACUACUCACAGCUUGACCAGGCUGGUGACUGGCAGCUCCAAUUUCGACAUUCCACCUCCCGUACAGAAGCUCAGCGAGCCUGUUCUUUGUCUAACUAGGAUUCAGAGAAGACCAAAGUGCUCGACGUUUGCCUAUUCUACUUGUGGACAGUAUCUGCAGGAGCUCCAGUCAUAUAGCCAGCCACCUGCCGUUCAUAUGGACUACUACCUGCAUUAUACCGAUGCAGACGUGACACCGUCCAUGGACAAACUGUACACGCUGGUUCUACACGUUGACGUCCCAAAGAGCUACAGAGAGAUACCAGAUGUAGCUCUGUCUUGCCUUGUCUUGGAGGAAUCUCGACAGCCAUCAGACACCUGCCAGGUCAUCUCCUUACCGAUUCAACCCCUGGAACCUGUGCCGUCAAAACUCCCCGUCAGUGUGGUGUUCAUGACGGCUGAUGGCCAAACAUCCACUGGUAGUCUCUCUCCAGUCCACAUUCAGUUCUCAGACCUCUACUUGCCCAUGCCAGUCAGCUCAUCUGACAGACCAGGAUUAUUUGACGCUUUGUGGAAACACAUACAAAACCACAGUAGCGGCAUGUGCGCUGAAUCAGUCUGUACCUUGCUGCUGAGCAAGGCAGCCAUGUUGGGAGUGAUUCAGGAUCAACUACAAGACUACAGAAUUAACCAUGAUGCAAAAGAGGAUGUUGCAAGGAUAGGCAUCUUUCUCCCUCCGUCCUGGCAUGUGCUGCUCAAAGUUACCACCAAGCAGGACAUGGCAGUGGUUGCCAUAGCGACGGACAACUGGAAAGUCUUGCCGCUGGUCGACUCGUUCUUGCAUCAGUUAGAGGAGAGUUGUGCCAGAUGAGGAACGGAGCUCAGUGAACUGACUGAACUGAUCAUGAACAGCAUCACACAAGUUUUUUCUAAAACAUCCGCCAAUCAAUUUCUUACAGAUCUGGCGUUCAAAUCAGCACUGAAGCAGCGUCUUUGCUCUGAAAUGAUACUUGCAUGAGGGCGUAAGCUCAUCAUGAAGGAACCAUUGUAGGUUUAAGUCAGAGACACGUACCUGAAGUCGUUGUUGAUGUUGAGCAUGUGCUAAGCAGUCUGGUGGCACUUGUCGCUGUUGGACAGCUCUGUAGAAAACGAUAUAUGAUGGAUGGAAGUUAUCAACUGCAUACAUUGAAACACCUCAUGUGAUCUGGCUAUCCCUAAUUGGCCGGUUAUUGUAUUUCUCAAGUCAUUCCAAAUUCUGGUGGAACAUAUGAAUUCAGUAGACCUGUGGAAUGCUAUCAAAUCGCAUUCUCUCUAACCCGUGCAAAAUAUGCCCCUGGCAACGAAACGAUCCAUCAAGCACCGUUGCUGCCCUGCCUUCAUUAAUUGCCUACAGAAAGGUGCUACAGCUUGUACACAUUCAGAUGAAAGUAAGUGGCGUAAACUUUGCUCCAUACGCGUGCCAACCAGUCUGUGCACACAAUUUGUCCUUCAUUGGCUGUCUCAAGACUCGUUACUGUUUUUUUACUGGUCCAAUGCACAGACCUCCCUGUUUUUGUGCACAAGCGUGGCGUACAUAGUGGGGACCUCCACACAAAGAAGUCCGCAUAAUGUAGGGUUGCAAGACACUGUGUGGACUGCCACACAUUCACACAGUGGUUCCCCUCUCCGAAAAAAAAGCUUCAGGGGCAUUUUGGGGUCAGGGUGUUCUGCGACAGAAUAAAGAGGAACAGUCCAGGAAAUCAUGAACAAAAAUCCAGCUUGAAGGAGUAAGAACGGGAGAAAAAGGAGCAGUUCGCCUGAUUUUUCUUAACCAAAGAGCAAAGGAAUGUCCACCUUAGGUAUGUAAAACAAGCACGAGGGAGUGUGUUUUCUUUUGUUUUGUUUUUUUUCAGGCUCGAUUCUAGCUACAUCCCUCUUAUUUGUGUAUGGUCAUCAGAGUAGACAAGGACCUUGACUACAAUACCGUGCUCUUGGUAUUGCUCUGGUCACAGUCGUUUAUUUAAAAAAGAUAGAACUAUGCAAUCCUGGUCAAAUCUGGUAAUACGAAGGGCUGUUUAAGUACGGAAACAACUUCACUUUAGUUUCUUUGAAUGUGGGCAGUUGUCUCAGUGAGUUACGGAGGGGAUUAUCACAACCACUUCAGUCUUAAUAUACUUCAUUAUGUGCACUCCAAGAAGAUACUGAGGAAUGAACCGACCUGUUUUCGUGUUGUUUGAAAAAAUCCAGAAAUGUUCUGUGACAUUGAAGAUGCAGCUGUCCAUGCAACACAGUCUUGGUUAAAAGCAGCGAUUCUAAGAGCUGUCAAGAAUUGACGAAUGUAAAGAGUAGAACAGAAAUGCCUACAACUUGUUCAAAUAUCUUUUUGUUGUUGUUGUUGUUGUUUGUUUUUCCAUAACAUUCUUUUGUAUAAGUUAUCCCAAGCAUUGAUAUGAAAUUCGAUCAAUUACGGUCCACACAACUGAAGGUGCUUGUUAAAGUAUAGUCUUAACUCGAAAUUCACAUGUAAAUCAUUGAAAAUUAUCUUAUCUUUGAAGGAAAUGUUAAUCAAAUUACAAAGUUAUCUUCAUAAAAUAUCUGCGGUGA
Messenger RNA from Acanthaster planci (crown-of-thorns starfish), 4848 nucleotides. RefSeq names its product adaptor related protein complex 5 subunit beta 1 (gene ap5b1). Gene Ontology annotation, biological process: endosomal transport. Gene Ontology annotation, cellular component: AP-type membrane coat adaptor complex; lysosomal membrane. NCBI's taxonomy places the organism in Eukaryota, Metazoa, Echinodermata, Asteroidea, Valvatida, Acanthasteridae. The record is from RefSeq and is a predicted model, not a curated record.